Molecule: messenger RNA, 693 nt
Organism: Cuscuta epithymum
Lineage: Eukaryota; Viridiplantae; Streptophyta; Magnoliopsida; Solanales; Convolvulaceae
Source: the annotation of a GenBank genome assembly
UCGUUGUCCACGGUGUUGUAUCUACCGCCCUCCCACGAGAGGCACGACAGUCUGAGAGCUAGUCUGAGAGCAGGGAGCGGUAAUAAUAUCAAGCCUCAUGAGGUCGUCAUCACUGGUAAGCGGAAGUUGUUGGUCCUUGCCGCCGCCGCAGGCGGCGGUGAUCCUAAUGAGGUCAAGCCUCAUGAGGUCAUCACUUUCGUGAAUCCUCUGUUGGUCCAUACUGCUGCAGUACUGGAGCAACCGAUCAGGAUGAUAAUGACUAUGAUCCUGGCCCUUUCUAUUACACUUGCAAUAGUGCAGACAUUGAGGGAGUCCUCCUCUACGCUGAUGAAACUUGUAGGCAACGCCAUUGAGUACUUCCUUCUGCUGCAAAAGAAGGGGUUUCUAUGCCAAGAGAUCUAUCUGAAGGCUCUCACCGGCAUCAAGCCAAUGUCGACCUUCGACGCUUCACCUUCAGUCGCUGUCAGAGAAGAAGUUUGAUCACGAUCCUGGUGGGCGGUCGGAGGCACCAUCCUCAUAGAAAAUGGCGACAUCACCAUCAAUAAUUGAAUCGUAUUACUUUGCUUCUUUUCUGAUUAGUUCGUUUCUUCCCUGCUCACAAUCUUAUGAUUUUGUUCACCCCAAAUUUUGAACGGUCGUUCAAUUGUUCUAUGAAAGAUCGUUGCACUCAAUUGUUCAAUUCCCUGCAGAAGA